Molecule: messenger RNA, 1215 nt
Organism: Heterobasidion irregulare TC 32-1
Lineage: Eukaryota; Fungi; Basidiomycota; Agaricomycetes; Russulales; Bondarzewiaceae
Product: glycoside hydrolase family 88 protein
Exons: 8
Coding region: 1-1215 (404 amino acids)
Biological process (GO): polysaccharide catabolic process
Molecular function (GO): chondroitin hydrolase activity
Source: RefSeq, a predicted model, not a curated record
AUGCUCCUCCUCUUCCCCCUCCUCUUCUUGUUCUCCUUCGUGGCCUCCUCCCCACCUCCUCCAGAACUCUUUUCCUCGCUCGUCUCUCGCAAGCUCCUCACCACCGCCUCACUCGUCUCUUCCCCGCACAUCCCCACGAACUAUCCCGCGCAGACUACUCGCGACACCGGCGCGUGGCAGCUCGCCCCCGCCGACACCUGGACCACCGGCUUCCUCCCAUCGACGUUCUACGCCCUGCACACGCGCGCGGCGCUCUGCCCCGCGCGCUUCGGGAACGAGAGCGCGCAGUGGCUGGCGCUAGGCCGGCAGUGGGCGACGGGGGAAGACCCCCUGACGGUGCUGAACCACCAGGGACACGACGUCGGUUUUUUGAGCUACCCGUUUGUGGACGAGCUGACCAUAAAUCCCACGAACGUCACUGCGCGUGCGACCGUGAACACGUUUGCGUCCAUGCUCGCUGCGCGCUUCAAUCCCAUCGUCGGCUGCACGCGCAGUUGGGACGCGGCGGACCCGGAGGAUUUUCAAGUCAUCAUCGACAAUAUGAUGAAUCUCGAGGUUCUCUUCGUAUCUGCAGACCUCACCGGGAACACGACGCUGCGCGACAUCGCGAUCUCGCACGCAGACAAGACGAUGACGAACCACGUUCGAGCGGACGGUUCCUCGUUUCACGUCGUGGAUUACAAUGCGACGACGGGAGUUGUUUUCGAACGGCGCACUGCGCAGGGAUACGCAGACUGGAGUACGUGGAGCCGUGGGCAGGCGUGGGGGGUGUAUGGGUUUGCGAACAUGUACCGCCGCACAGGUUACCAGCGCUACCUCGAUACUUCGCGGCGAAUGGCGCAGUACUUCAUCAACCACAUACCCGCGGGCGGCAUCGUUCCCUGGGACUUCCUCGCGCCGCUUGAGCCUCCGCGCCCCGCAGACUCGUCGGCGGCUAUGAUUGUGGUUAAUGGGCUGCUGCUGCUCGCGCAGCAGGAGGCAGCCCUGAAGCCUGCGAACGAUUCGGGGGCGGGAGUGUGGCGUCAGGCGGCUACGAAGAUCCUGGAUGAUACAACGUCCGCGUUCUGGAAGCCUGAAUGGGCCAGCUUGCUCUCCAACGGGACGGUCAACAACCACGGCACGACGGGCAACAACGACACCGGCAUCGUGUACGGUGACUACUAUUUCAUCCAGGCGGCGAACACGCUCGUUCAGAUGGGCCUAGCGACGUGUUGA